GUUUUUCUUUCCAGUUGUGCAACCUGAACACUUUUACAUUAUGUGCUUCAACAUGCAAAAUCAGCACGUCGAGAUACUCGAUAGCUCAUCACUGCAAAUUGAUUUUGAGCACAAAUAUUCUGAGACGCCAUUAGUAUUGAGAGACAUGUUUGUGCAAUUUCUUAGUGAGAGAGGACUGGACAAUAACGGCAAGGUCUUUCGUGAACCAUCAAUAAACUGUCUACAAAUGGCUUGGAGGGAACUGAAAAAUGAGCACAACAACGGGCUAUGGAGCAUGAGACACAUGGAAACAUACAAUGGUCAAGGAACAAAAGCGUUGGACUGUGGUAUUAAAAAGGAAGAUGCAAAGCUGUUGAAUGCUUUAAGAAAGAAGUACUGUGCAACACUGGC
This is a messenger RNA of Cuscuta epithymum, 390 nucleotides long. Lineage: Eukaryota; Viridiplantae; Streptophyta; Magnoliopsida; Solanales; Convolvulaceae. The record is from the annotation of a GenBank genome assembly.